This is a messenger RNA of Prunus persica (peach), 1009 nucleotides long. RefSeq names its product protein FAR1-RELATED SEQUENCE 1-like. Bases 6 to 803 code for a protein of 265 amino acids. The transcript is spliced from 2 exons. Lineage: Eukaryota; Viridiplantae; Streptophyta; Magnoliopsida; Rosales; Rosaceae. Gene Ontology annotation, molecular function: zinc ion binding. The record is from RefSeq and is a predicted model, not a curated record.
AACAAAUGGCUGAAAUAUACACAAAGGCAAUGUUCCAAAAGUUUGAACAGGAGCUAAUGCAAAGUUUACCGUGUUUUAUGGAACUGAAAAUGGAUGAUGCUUCCAAAGCUAUCUAUAAAGUGAGUGAAAGGAAAAGGGGGAAAACAAGAGUGACAGAAGUUGUAUAUGAUAAAUAUUCCGAUCAAUGGUCGUGUAGCUGUAAAGGAUUUGAAUUUAUUGGAAUUCUUUGUUGCCAUGCGCUGGCAUUGUUAAAAAGGGAGCAAAUUGAAUAUCUGCCCAAUAAAUACAUUUUGAAUAGAUGGAAGAAAACUACAAAAUCUGGACUUGUGUCAGAUUCAAAUGGCAAUGAAAUUAAAGAUUGUGAGAACAAUUCUCUCCUAAUAAAGCGAAGUAGAAUGUCCAGACUUGCUUCAGAUGUAAUUGAGCAUGCCUUAAUGUCCGAAGAAGGUUGUGAGCUAUUGUCAAAUAAUCUAAACGAUACGCGGGUGAUGUUGAAGUUAUUGAAUGAUGGGAUUGGUCCUAGCGAAGUUGGAGGGUCCAGCUCCCAAACACGAUAUUUGAAGGACCCUAAGAGAGUAACACACAAAGGAAGCUCAAAACGAGUGAAGGGAGCAAAGGAAACGAGAAUGGAGCGAGGGAUCCGACAUUGUCAGCAGUGUGGACAAACUAGUCAUGAUAUAAGACGAUGCCCAAGAAUGGCGAACACAUCGACAUCUCCGUCAAACAAUGAAGAAUCAACUCCAAUCAAUCUUAGUGACCCGUUAUUCGAUGAAUUUGAUAGCAUGCAUGGACCUACCAAGUGAUUUAUGUUUUUACUAUACGAAGCUCAUUUGCUGUCAAUAUUGGUGAGCAUUUUGAAAUAUGAUUCAAUAUGAAGAAAUCUUAUUAUUUUGUGUUGUUUCGUUUUGUAUCAGCUUUUAUGUUUUUUUUCUUGAUUGGUUUUGGUUUUCUUUGAAGUUUUUUUGUUUCUCGAUUGGUGGUGUUAAUUUUUUGGAGCCUUUCUUUCUUG